AAGCAGUCGAACCGCGAUCGUUCCACGUCCAAUCGCCGUGCGUGUUUUAACGUAUAUUAUCCGUUAUCUGACUGAGAGUCUGGGGCAGUCUUUAUUCGUAAGAGCCCUUACGGACCUCAAUUAUUUCGUGUUCUUACAACGUAGUAGGUACCGUAAAUCACGGUUGGCCGUCGUUUGCCGCCGAUUCACAUUCCGCAACGAAUAACUAUUGUCGAGUAUCAAUAUUCUGCAAAUCUCACAGUCAAUAAUACUAUUGCAAGUUUUACCGUUUACGGCUGUCACGCGCGAUCAUGGCUAAAGCUGGCUUCAGAGACUACGAAGCUGACAAAGCAAAACUCACGGAAUUCCUACAAAACUACCAGGCGUUGGACAAGGAUAACCAGAAGCACGCCAAAUAUGCCGUACAGCUGGCCAAGCUCGCACAUCGCGAACAGGUGUCUUUAUACAUUGAGCUUGACGAUUUAGAUCAUUUUGAUAACUUGUUGGCCGAUGCUGUAUCCGCCAAUUGUCGUCGAUACUCUUCCAUGAUUGGUGAUAUCGUGCAAGAGUUAUUGCCAAAUUACAAAGAUCAUGAACCUGAAAACAAAGAUGCAUUGGAUGUCUACAUUGAACAUAGAAUAUUGGCCCAGCAAAGACAAAGAAUGAGACAAGGUGAUGAAAAUAUCGCUCCUACAAAUAGAUAUCCUCCAGAACUUAUGCGAAGAUUUGAAAUAUAUUUUAAAGAUUUAAGCACUAGAAAAGAAUUACCUAUCCGUGAUGUGAAAGCUAAUAGCAUUGGUAGAUUAAUAUCUGUGCGUGGAAUUGUUAUGAGAAGUACAGAAGUUAAGCCUAUGGUUGUAGUUGCAACUUAUUCUUGUGAUUUAUGUGGUGGAGAAACUUAUCAACCAGUAAAUUCACUAACAUUCAAGCCUUUAGAAUUCUGUCCAAGUCCAGAAUGUUCAGCUAAUAAACCAGGUAGUCGGUUGUACUUACAAACUAGAGGAUCUAAAUUUAUAAAAUUUCAAGAACUCAAAAUUCAAGAACUGAGUGAUCAAGUUCCAGUAGGUAAUAUUCCGCGUUCGUUAACUGUGUUAUGUAGAGGUGAAGCUACACGACAAGCAGUACCAGGAGACCACAUAUCAGUAACUGGUAUAUUUUUACCAAUGGUUCGUUCUGGAUUCCGACAAAUUCAGCAAGGUUUACUAUCUGAUACUUUUCUUGAAGCCCAUUAUGUUGAAUGUUUAAAUAAACUAAAUGAAGAAAAGCUUGGAGAAGGUGAAUUAUCUGAAGAAGAAGUAUUGGAAUUGGCUGGUGAUGACUUUUAUACAAAAUUAGCUGCAAGUUUGGCACCAGAAAUAUAUGGCCACGAAGAUGUCAAAAAAGCAUUAUUAUUACUUUUGGUUGGUGGUGUAGACAGAGCACCCGAUGGAAUGAAAAUUAGAGGAAGCAUCAAUAUUUGUUUAAUGGGAGACCCUGGUGUAGCAAAAUCUCAAUUGCUUUCUUAUAUUGAACGUCUUGCUCGUCGUAGUCAGUAUACUACUGGUCGAGGUUCUUCUGGAGUCGGUCUCACUGCUGCUGUAAUGAAGGAUCCUUUAACCAAUGAAAUGGUCUUAGAAGGUGGUGCCCUUGUAUUAGCUGAUCAAGGUGUAUGUUGUAUAGAUGAAUUUGACAAAAUGGCAGAAUCUGAUCGAACUGCUAUUCACGAAGUGAUGGAACAACAAACCAUUUCAAUUGCUAAGGCUGGAAUAAUGACACGUUUGAAUGCUCGUGUGAGUAUAUUGGCUGCAGCCAAUCCUGCUUAUGGAAGAUAUGAUCCUAAACGUUCAAUUGAAGCAAAUAUCCAACUUCCAGCAGCUUUACUUUCUCGUUUUGAUUUAUUAUGGUUAAUUCAAGAUAAACCCAAUCGUGAAAAUGAUCUUAAGUUAGCACAACAUAUAACAUAUGUUCAUAAGCAUAGUCGUCAACCACCAACUGAAGUACAAGCAUUAGAUAUGAGUUUGAUGCGUCGUUACAUUGAUUUGUGUAAGAAGAAGACUCCUACUGUUCCUGUAGAGCUUACAGAUUUUCUGGUCGAUUCCUAUGUUGACUUGCGUAAGGAUUCACGUAACAAUGGUGAUACAACAUUUACCUCGGCAAGAAAUCUUUUGGCCAUACUCAGAAUAUCUACAGCUUUAGCUAAGCUCAGAUUAUCAGAUGUGGUAGAACGUGAAGAUGUAGUUGAAGCUAUGAGACUUUUAGAAAUGUCUAAAAUAUCUUUAAUGCAAAUUGAUGAGAAAACUGGAAGACCUCAAACUGUUGUGGACCGUAUAUUCAAUGUAAUAAGAGAAUUAGCUGGAGGGCGAACUGUUGUUAAAAUGUCUGAUAUUAGAGAAUAUUGUACCAGUAAAGGUUUCAACACGUUUCAAGUUGAUGAUUGCAUUGAAGAAUAUGAAAUGCUUAAUGUGUGGCAAGUGAAUCAAGCUAAAACUACAAUUACUUUUAUAUAGGUACUUUUCUUAGAUUAAAAUUUUUUACCUCAUUUUUUGUAUCUAUGUACUACAAUUAAAAGAUUAAAUGACUUUUUGUAUUGUA
Aphis gossypii (cotton aphid) is the source of this 2550-nucleotide messenger RNA. It is a transcript of the gene Mcm7, whose product is annotated as DNA replication licensing factor Mcm7. Gene Ontology annotation, biological process: DNA replication; DNA strand elongation involved in DNA replication; double-strand break repair via break-induced replication. Gene Ontology annotation, molecular function: single-stranded DNA helicase activity; ATP hydrolysis activity; single-stranded DNA binding. The coding region runs from base 291 to 2465 and encodes 724 amino acids. The transcript has 12 exons. Lineage: Eukaryota; Metazoa; Arthropoda; Insecta; Hemiptera; Aphididae. The record is from RefSeq and is a predicted model, not a curated record. Gene Ontology annotation, cellular component: nucleus; MCM complex.